This is a messenger RNA of Penicillium cataractarum, 4269 nucleotides long. Its product is annotated as DUF3433 domain-containing protein. The record is from RefSeq and is a predicted model, not a curated record. NCBI's taxonomy places the organism in Eukaryota, Fungi, Ascomycota, Eurotiomycetes, Eurotiales, Aspergillaceae. The transcript is spliced from 3 exons. Bases 1 to 4269 code for a protein of 1422 amino acids.
AUGGCAGCGAGGCAGUAUAGUCCGAACGAAGAUCGGAAAUUACUGGGCAACACAAAGUCUUAUUUCUCUCAUCUUGUGCGCCCGAGUCGCUCCUCUCUACGGGAUGGAAGUAAUCAAGGAGAUACUUCUAGCCAGAAUACCACGGGUGGAAAUGCACGCCAAUCUGUACAAGCGAAGGUCCCUGAGAAGAAGACAAGAGAGACGCUGGUAGCGGGCUGGAUCCCUUACACGUUUCGACAUUACUUCAUGGGCGUGCUGAGUAUCGUGACCUUUGGUUUGGUGCUAGUAACGUUCCUACUUUGGUGGAAAUCUUCGACAAAUUAUGGACUAGGGCCUGAUGAUGGCUCCUCUGCUUUGCUUUUCGGCUGGCGGUACAGUCCGACCGCGAUCACCGUGUUAUGGAUUCAAUUGACUGCCAUGUUAUUCGACGAUGUUAAGCGUACCGAGCCCUAUGCCCGCUUAGCCCGACCUGAGGGUGCGAAGGCGUCGACGAGCAUUCUGGAAACACCGAGCCCCUGGUGGAUUACGUUAUACCGAGGAUUCGCGAAGAAGAAGUAUGGCCGGCGAAGCUGGAUAUUGAUCUGCGCAUCGUUGAUCAACAUUGUUGGAUUUCUGGCAAUUUCUCCGCUGUCUUCUGCCUAUCUAUACUCGGAAGAGAUAAUCGUCCCUCAUACGGCUGACUUCUUGCGUUACUCCCCCGUGUCCAAUUCGCCCCUUCCUAUCGAUAUGGAUCAGACGACGCACUUUCGUACCAUCGCAAAUCUUCUUCAAAAUGUCUCAACUUCACCCUGGAUUACGGAUAAUUAUACAAUUCUACCCUUUUGGCCCACUAGUCUCAAAGAUGGAGCAAUCGGCUCCUUACCGACGAGCUCUCAGCAGACAUGGAAGGCGGAGACCACGAUGUUCAAGAGCGAGCUGAGCUGCACUGAAAUGAACAGUGUUUCCGAGAACGCAAACUCGGAAAACGUCUCCAUCAUCUGGUCUUCUGCUGAUGGGUGCAAGUAUGGACUUUCGGCAACGCAAGAUCUUUUCACAACUGGUGGCGCCAGUUGGUCCAAUACUUCGACCUUCUUCUACGCUGAUGAAACCCUUUUCGUGAGCGAAAAAUUCUCCUCGUCAAAUCGCACAGUUGAAUGUAAUGGACGUGAGAUCAUCAUUGCAACUGAGCCAUGGCCGUCGGUAACAAACCCCAGCAGAUAUGUCGCUCAACUUUGCAGUACCAAGUAUUAUAUGGCCAAUAUCUUGGUCACGGUUGCAUUGGCAGGGGACGAGCCGGAGAUUUCUUUCAACGAAACCGAUUUCAUUCAGAAUAAAGUCUUAAUCCCGGAAACGCUUAUCAACACCACCUUGUUCCAGGAUAUGACCUUGACCUCGGAAUGGAACAGCUAUAUGAUCUCGUCUCCUUCGAUGAUGGGAGGAGCAUCCGUUAUCCUUGGCGCCCUGUACGACUACAAUAUGACCAAGCUUGUCAAUGACCCAGACAUAGUGUCCUCUGCAGCGAGAGCAAAGCAGCGCUACUUCGGGGAAGUCAUCCAGUCAGCUCUAAGCCAGUAUAAUGCCGCCAAGAAAGUCCCGAUGCAGGCUCAGAUCCGUGCGGUCGAAACCCGAGUCGUGGUUCAAUCUGGUCCUGCAGUUGCCUUGGGAACUCUCUUUAGUCUCUGUUUCUUGCUGUUGCUCGUCGUGUGGUGCGCCUCGCGAUUGAAUCACAGGCCACUAAACUUGACCAAAGAUCCCGCAACGACUGCCGGAGUCGCGUACUUGGUCACGCAGAAUUCAAGAGCAAGGUCUGGUUUCCAGUCUCUAAGGCAGCCGUCAAGCAAUGAUCUCCAGAAGAGACUGGGCGGCGAAUGGUUCUACACAGACUCCCAAGGAUUGUCUAGAAACCACCCCGAUCAAGCGAGAACCGAGGAAAUUGCCCAGUCCAAAAAUGGAACACCUGGACUACUCCGUUUACCGGCACUCAUUGGCAUGGUUGUUGUUCUGGUGGCUAUGGUUGUUGCCGUUUGCGUACUUUACCAUUACGCCGAAGGAUCCGACUUGUAUCAAAAAGCCUUUGUUUAUCAGUUCAAUGUUUCCUUAUUCAGCGGUAGCAUGUCCUCAAUUGCCCCCUUCUCGAUGAUUCCAACUAUUCUUGCGGUUGGAAUUGGUCUAUGGUGGAGUGCAAUGGAUGAGAACUUUCGUCGCUUGCAGCCAUAUCUCUCCAUGGCAAAACACGAUCCGCCAUAUAAACAAGGUGUUGAUCUCUCAUACCAAACAUCAUAUUGGUUUUGGGCUGCUGGCAAGGCGGCGUUUAACAAACAGUGGCUGCUUUUCUUGGUCACUUUGGGAUCUACUCUAUCCCCGAUUUAUACAACUGCCAUGUCUGCACUUUUCGAUCGCGGAACUGGUGUCAUCACUAAUCCUAUGACACUGCAGCGCAAUCUCGAGCUCCGUGAGAUUCCUUUCAUCUAUGAGACACAGCAAUCGAUGUACCCCGGCGCUUCCAUGAACUAUCCCACCGCCGUGCUCGAAACUCUCUACCAGAACCUCUCUUCUUACUACAUGUACACUGCUAUCGUUCAGCUAGCUCUCAACGGCUCAGAGCCAGCAUGGAGCAAGGAUGGCUGGAGCUUUGUCCCUCUUGAUAUGAGCAGUAUCUCAAGCUCAGAGUCUCUUGCCAAGCUCGGUGCCAGUCAAGCUGACAGUUUAGGCCCCGCGUCGCAAACUAACGUCACGUUCAACACGCCUGCCAUCAGGGGGCGGAUUGAAUGCAGCCCGCCUCCUAUACAAGUCCUUACAAAUCUUUCUUCAUGGACAACAGCCACAGACCUUUCUAAUCAUACCGUCUGGAAUAAAAGCACAAUCCCAGACGGCGUGAACGGCGGUUAUCAGCUAGGUAACACAUAUAAGAGCAGGCAGUUCCCGAGCAGUAUAACACCUCUCUUGCCAGGGCAGAACCAAUCAGAAUGUCUUGGCUGCACUACUGCAUUUGUCAAUCCAGCUAUGCUUACUUGCUGCGGCAAUGGGAGCGCCGAUUCUCGCAUGGGCAGCGUGGCAAUUGGAUAUUGGUCUCCCAACGACGCCCUUGACUAUUUCUCGCCAACCUCUUGGCAGAAGAAUUUCACGGCUAAGUGGUUCUAUGGUGAUGCAAUCACGGGAAUCAAGGUGAACAACAAUAGUGUGACGAGCCAGGUGGAUGCAGGGCCGUUGUUCCCUUCGCCACCGUCGAUCUCCUUGUUCAGCUGCGAGCCUAUCAUCGAGACUGCAGAUGCCAGUGUCACCGUCGAUCCGUCAAGCGGCGAGAUUCAAUCGUUCAACAUCACAAGUUCACCAAAGGUCGCGACGGGGGCCUUUACAGAUAACUUUGUCGCCCACAAUGGCUCCCUCACUGACUUGCGUGCUGGUUAUAGCGAAUUCAACGUGACAAUCAGCUACGGUCACAUCUUCAUGAGCACCCUCUUAACCGCAGCCGAUCUCCAACGCAUCUCCGGCGUCUCCCACACCCUCGGUUACACAGUCGAAAGCCUCGACGACAACACCUUCAAUAUCCGCGACGAAAUGGAGGGCCUAAACAUGGAUUUCAUGACAUAUGCGAUGUAUUCAAUGGCCAAAAAGAACCCUCACGCCCUCCUAGAUGCGGACACAUUCGUCACGCUCGCGCAAAAGACAUUCACGACUUUCUUCCAGCAUUUCGUCGGUAGUAACAUCUCCAUGAAUACCGGUGGCUGGGCAUAUCAGACAAUUAACGCCAGUCUCCCGGCUGAUCUUGCCCCCGCCGUCGAGUAUGUUAAUGGUUAUAUGAGCGGUUCCAAGGCGACGGCAUACCAGGAUACCAUCCAUCCGAUCUCGCACACAAAUAGGACAGUGGCGGCGCAGGUCUCCCAACGCGUCGAACUACUCCAAAUGAACGCCGUCGCAGUCUGGCUAAGCGUCGGAAUAAUGGCAUGGCUCAUCCUCACGACCUUCAUCGUCGCCAUCCUGCAGAAACGCUACUUUGGCCGACUAGUCCGCAACGUCGAGUGUCUGGGUGACGUGCUGGUUCUCAUCGCUGGUAGUGCGAACUUGCUUCAAGUCGUACGCGAGAUCCAGGCUGGACGGCUUGCGCCGGAAGAUUAUGAGCAUUUGCGGACGCGUUUGGGUUGGUUUGUGGAUGAGGAUGGGGCGUUGAGGUGGGGUGUUGAGAUGGAGGAGGCGUUUAGGGAUGGACCGGGUGUGCAGUGGGUUGCUGCGCCGUGUUUUUCGAAGAAAGGGACUAAUACGUGGAGUCUUUCGGAUGAGAAUAGACAGUAG